Danaus chrysippus (African queen) is the source of this 2481-nucleotide messenger RNA. Lineage: Eukaryota; Metazoa; Arthropoda; Insecta; Lepidoptera; Nymphalidae. The record is from the annotation of a GenBank genome assembly.
AUGCCGUCGACGUCUCGGUCGCGGGGCUCUGGGCGCGGGGCUGAUGGCGCGCCGAAGCCCCAAGUCAUAGCCCCCAUGUCGGAGCGGCAGCAGUUGGCACUGGUGAUGCAAAUAUCAUCCCAGGAUGCCCCUCCAGCCGCUCCGACUCCGGCCGAGGAACGGAAGCAUACUCGACAGCAACGAAAUGAACGCGGAGAAACACCAUUGCAUGUAGCAGCUAUAAGAGGAGACCAUGAGCAAGUCAAGAAGCUUCUUGAUCAGGGUCAAAACCCAGACAUUCCAGAUUUUGCCGGUUGGACAGCCCUGCAUGAGGCUUGUAGCUACGGUUGGUUCGAAGUGGUGACUGUGUUAGUAGAAGGCGGUGCUAAUGUGAAUGCUAAGGGCCUAGAUGAUGACACACCACUCCACGAUGCAACUACCUCUGGCAAUCUGAAGAUGGUAGAACUCCUCAUAGAACGUGGAGCUGAUCCUUUCGCAAAGAACGCCAAAGGAAAAACUCCUUCAGACUAUGCUACGCCACACAUCUUUGAAUACCUCCAGUCUUUGAAAGAUAACGCGAGAACUGCAAAUACAAGUCGUGCGAGGGAUGACAGCAACAAGAAAGGCAAUGCAAGUGCAAACAGCGAAUCACACAAGCGAAGCAACAUGGAGGGCCUAGCGCAGGGCGAACAUUUGGAGGGCAAGGAAACCUCCUCUCAAGAGAAAGGCAAUGUUGAAAGUAGAGAUGAUGGAACAUCACAACUGAGUAGUGGUGUUGUAUCCUCUACUCAGGAUGAAGUUAAUCCCGGCAACAAGAGGCUGUAUACAGAAGACGUUCAAGAGGCAGAUGUGACAGAGGAAGAUGUAUCAAAACGAAAGAAGAGGAAAGACAAUGAGGAAAAAGAACCCAUGGCCAAACCAGCGCCCGUGGCACGAGGUGGUGCCGGCCGAAUCCUAACUGGUAGCAAACCUCCGGGGCCGGCAAGUAAGACGGGGGCACAGCCGCUGGGCAAAGGAGCGCAGAACACGAAGGGCGCGGGUUCUUCUUCUGGAAAAGGUGCGCAGGCGCAGGGGAAGGGGGGUGGCGCUAAUGCCAAAGCUAACGCGCAGGGAUCUCAUCAGGGUAAAUCGGGGGGUGCAAAGGGAGCAUCAGGUUCACAAGCUGGCAAACAAGAUCGGAAGAGUCCUGUCGCAAGCCCUAAACCAAAUCAGGGUAAGGAUGAUGAUGAGGACUCGAAGAGCCAGGAAUCAUCGGCACCGAAAGUGCCACCUUUGAAGAUAGUUAUACCAGGAGGUGCCGGUGGUUCAGGAAGUCGUAAUGAACAGGAAGGCGAUGCACCCCAAAGAAGGGCAAGUGGUAGUGCAGGUCAGCGUGGUGGUGGCAAAGGUCGUAGCAGCCUGUCAACGCUGCCAUAUGUCAUCCCAUGCACGAGUGCAGACACUGGGCAGACAUCGGAUAGCUCUGACAACUGUGAAGACAAGAGAACUGGUGAAGCAAAGGCCGGGCAAAGGGUUCUCCGCUCCCACAGAACGAAUGACGGUGAUAAAGAUAAAGGGAUGACCUCUCCGCUAAGAGGGUCGGAGAAUCGCUCAGGCUCAGGGCAGAAUCAGGCUUUGAAUUCCAACAAAAGUCCACCACCCUCUGGGCAGGACGCUGACCACGCUACAUCUACUUCGUCGGGUCCUGGUGGGAGAUCGGAGUCAGCUGCCGGUCCGUCUGUGGAGUUGCAUCCUAGGAAGAGGAAAAUUAAAGCAUCGAAAGAUAAUCAUUCAAGAGACAGCAAGAACGAACAAGUCCCAGACAGCACCACACUCACUCACAACAUCACACAUUCCAACCCCUAUCAAAUGUAUAUUCACAUAAGGAAACAGAUCGAGAGACGUCAGAAGGCUCUGUUUCCAGUGAAACCAAAGCCGCCUAAAGACUUCAACAAGUACCUGAUGAACCGUUGCACUUACACCCUACAGAGUACCGUCAACCCAGAGCCACAAGUUGAAAUACCACCCAACCUACCAUCACAAAUGGUUAACGAGUUUCUGGCUCAAGAGAAGGAAAGGACGAGAUUACGCAUCCAACACCUUGUUGAAAAAGAGAAGCUUGUUUUGGCCGUCGAGCAGGAAAUAUUGAGAGUACACGGGCGCGCCGAACGCGCUGUGGCCAAUCAGGCUCUCCCCUUUUCCGUGUGCACUAUAUUGCGCGAUAAAGAGGUUUACAACGUGCUAGCACCGGAACAAGAGGAGAAACGCAACGCGCAGCGAUCCCGUUGUAACGGACGUCAAAUAAACUCGUGGCUCCAGGAAGUCGAUGAUAAAUGGGAGAAGAUCAAGGAAGGUAUGCUUCGCCGUCAACAUACGGAAGCAGAAACUCUACACGCAGUGCAGAUCAUGGGAUGGGAGUGGAAAUUAAAAGAACACGGUCUGUGUGACUACAAGUCCACGCCGAAGAUAGAUCCGACACACGUACCACAGAUACACGUGUCGAAUUUUGACUUGCCCGCUUGA